CUCCCAUUGGCGACAGGAUUCGCCCUCGACAUCGCGCCGGCAAAAUGAAGUGCCAGCAGUAACGGCCCGCGGUUUCGACAAAAGCUCAUUCAACACACCUGCUGCCUAGAAAUCGGACUUGUGCGCCCUUGGUGUCGGCGUGGCAUACUCAACCACUAUGGGCUCAAAAUCGAACUAUGCAAUGUCGAAACUUAUCAAAAUAUGGCCGAGACCAUUCAUCGAAGAGCCCUUCGCGGUCCCCGAUAUUGAAGCAAAGAGUUCGGCAACACCAUGGGUUACAUUCUGCCUCUUCGUACUCUCAGUGGUCGGAUCCGCGACCCAACUUGUCGUCGCAACCAAUACGCCGUGGUCCAUAGUCACUACAGUGCUUUGGGUUGCCGCAGGGCUCUAUAUUGCAGUAUGGCGCCCCAGGAUUGGCUCGAUAUUUCUCUUUCUCGACUUUGUGGCCAUCUUGACCUUGGGAAUAGGCUUAAUUGCCACUCACUUCUACGAAAAUCUGGGGAGCAGGAAUGCGGUACUUACAUACUGCAGUGCGGGACUCGCGGCCACUGCCACUACCGUCGUGGUCAAUAUGCCGCUACGUGACCCAGUCCUAGGUUGCAACGAGAUUGGUCGUCCCUUCACCACACCUUCCCAUGCAUUCCGAUCUCCUGAAGACAGCUUAACGCUGCUGCAGUGGAUGACAGUAUCUUGGUUGUCACCUCUGAUUAAGAUCGGGAAUAGGAGACAACUUCAUGACGAAGAUGUCUGGGUCCUCCCCUAUGAGUUUCAACACCGACAUCUGCAUGACGCUUUCCGCGAGCUUAAGGGCACCGUUGUCAAAAGGCUCCUGAAAGCAAACUGGAUUGACCUGGUCCUUCUCACAAUCCUCGCAAUCGUCGAACUGGCUGCCAACUACUCCACUCCCAUGAUCCUCCAAAAGCUUCUGCAGGUCAUGGAAACGAUAGCUGUUGACAAACGACUCGCAGUCAUGUACGCGAUGCUCAUGCUUGUGGUGAGAGCCAUGGCCGCUCAGAGUGCAGUCUUUAGCCUGUGGUUUGGGAGACGUUGUUACGAAAGGUCUCGUGGCGAGAUGAUCACCAUGUUAUACGAAAAGACGUUGAAUCGGAAAAUUCUUGGUGGUUUGCCUCAGCAAGCUGAGACCCAGCUGGAGUCCGCCGUCGAAGUCGCGCCAGACACUCCCGAUGUUGGAGAAGCUAGUCCAUUGCCCGAAUCCACAGGAGUCGUCAGCGGGCAAGUCGAGCGACCAAGAAGCUUCGCUCACCGCGCCCGAGAGGCGAUUCAAAAGGGAAAAUCCUUCAUUUCCAGAAAGCAUGCAGGCAGUGAGACGAAACCACCGGCAUCAAUGGGGAAGAUCCUCAAUCUGAUGCGAAAUGAUGUAUACGAAGUUGCGCAACGCUUCUGGGAAUUUCAAACUCUGAUCAACAAGCCGCUCGGUCUCCUGCUCUCCGUCUUUCUCAUAUGGCAACUCCUUGGGUGGUCCUGCUUCGUCGGUGUGGCAGUAGUUAUUAUUGCACAGAUUUUCAACUAUGUCCUCGCCCGCAUCCUCAUCGGCUGGGAAAGGGAACGGCGCAAAGUUACCGACAUUAAACUACAGAAAAUCAGUCAGUAUGUCGAGGCCAUAAGGCAUCUGCGAUGGUACGGGUGGCACCUCACAUGGCUUGAUGGCGUCAUGACCGCCCGGCAGAAAGAGCUCAACUUGAGAAUCAUCACCUUCCUGUUGAAUUCUGCCAUCAAAUUUCUGAACUCAUUCGCCAGCGGCAUGCUCCCGGUAGCCACAUUUUAUGCCUACACAAUCGCCGCAGGACAAGAGCUGCGUGUCGACAUUGCUUUCCCGGCACUGCAGCUUUUUUCCCUUCUGCAGAGCAACAUUCGAGAGAUACCAACGCUGAUCACCGUCUUGCUGAAUGCCUCGGUGGCAGUAGGACGGAUCUCAGAGUUCAUCGCUGAACCCGACAAAAUUGACGAAGUGGACACUCAAGAGUAUAUGGAUGAUCGAUUAGAGCUGCACGAUGCCUCCUUUUCAUGGCCCGGUCUUACGGGUAAAGUGAUCCAUGAUCUCAAUCUCUCAUUUUCCCGGGGGCUGACUGUUAUUUUCGGCCCCGUGGCAGCAGGCAAAACUGCCUUACUACAGGCUCUUCUCGGGGAGCUUGAUCUGCGUCAGGGGAGACUGAUGAAGCCACAAGCACCAGUCGGUUAUUGUGCACAAACACCGUGGCUGCAAAGCAUGAGCAUCCGGGAAAAUAUCCUGUUCAAUUCGGAAUAUGACGAUGGCCGGUACAAGAAGACCUUAGAAGCGUGUGCCCUUCUUCCAGACCUUGCCAAUUUCAAGUACGGUGAUCUUUCCAACAUUGGAGAGAACGGCAUUGGUUUAUCUGGCGGCCAAAAAGCUAGAGUUGCUCUUGCGAGAGCAGUGUACAGUCGAGCGCAAAUUCUAUUGCUUGAUGACCCCCUCAGCGCCCUGGACCAACAAACGGCCGAAUGGAUUGUCAAAAGAUGCUUAUGCGGCAGUAUAAUGGAGGGUCGUACCGUCAUUCUCGUAACUCACCGGACCGACCUUUGUCAACACGUCGCAUCGCAGCUGAUCGAAAUCGUUGACGGAACAGCAUUGCUGCAUCGGAACGAUGAGGAACUGUCCAAAACCACGUCGGCAACAGCACCAGAGGCAGAACCGGAUGAGGCCGUGAGCAAUGUCGAAACAAUCGAUGAAUCCGCCGCGAUACCGGAAAAAUUCGUUGAAGACGAACACCGAGCCCAUGGUGGAGUGCAGCUUCAAGUCUACUGGGAAUAUAUCAAAGCUGGGACACUGAGAUGGUGGCUCAUGGUUGUCUUGACGGCUGUCGUUUGUCGCGUCACAUACGUGAGUGAAAGUUGGUUUCUAAAAGAAUGGGGAGAAGCAUACAACAAAGCCAAACUCUGGUUUCUGGCCCUGGAGGGGUUUGACUUCGAGGUGCAUCUCCUUGAAAGUCCAAUCUCAGGUCUGUUCGACAGGUUUCCGGACCCUGCUGUCAACGUCCGACCUUGGCUUCUCGGCUUUCUGAUCAUCGUGGUCUGCGAGACCCUGGGACUUAUGCUUUCCCAGAUGUCCAUGUUGGUCGUCACAUACUCUGCUGCGCGUCGAAUGUUCAAGGUCGUCAUGGAUCGUAUAAGCAACACCAGCUUCCAAUUUUAUGACGUGACGCCGGUUGGGCGAUUGAUGAAUCGAUUGACCUCUGAUAUGGGAACCGUCGAUGGCAAUAUCGCCGAGCUGUUCCUGAUAGUCAUAUGGUAUGCCGUCGCUUGGAUCUCCUCCAUGGUCGUCAUUGCCAGCAUUACGCCGAUCUUUCUGGCAUUCGCCAUUUCGCUAACCCUGGCUUUUGUGCUGAUCUUCCUUCAAUUUCUACCGACCUCGCAAAGCUUGCGACGGCUUGAAAUGGUCUCUUUGACCCCAUUGAUGUCAAAUUUCGGCGCAUUGCUGAACGGGCUGAUGACCGUCAGGGCUUUCUGUGCACAGUCACAAUUUCAGGAAAGAAACAUUCAGGUCACAGACGCAUUCCAGAAGAUGGACCAUUUUUAUUGGAGUUUGCAGGCCUGGCUUAUGUACCGAUUCGACACCCUGUCGGCAGUCUCCACGUUUCUCUUGACUAUGCUUGCAAUUUUCUCCAACCUCUCGGCCGGCUUGACCGCGUUUGUCUUGAUCUCAGCUAAUAAGUUUGUCCAGUCCACCCAUGCCAUUUGCAAAUCAUACGGGCAACUUCAACUCAACUUUGUGUCUGUUGAACGGGUGGUUGAAUUGGUCCAUAUCGAACAAGAAGCCCCGAGUUCGGUUCAACCGCCCGCUGCAUGGCCUACAUAUGGGAGCGAUAUCGUCUUUGAGGAUGUCACCAUUCGAUAUCAGCCUCAUCUGGAACCGGCAUUGACAAAUGUUUCGCUUCGGUUCAAGGGGGGAUCAACCACUGCCAUCACGGGUAGAACAGGGUCCGGAAAGUCAACUCUGGCCAUGGCGUUGCUAGCAACCAUCACUCCAGAGGGCGGUCGUAUCUUGAUUGAUGGCGUCGACGUCGCCAAAGUUGAUAAACAGCCGUUGAGAAGCAGAAUAACCUUCCUGGCACAAGAGCCUAUCCUCUUCCCUGGAUCUUUGCGUCACAACCUCGAUCCAUUGGAGGAACACUCCAAAUUUGCCUGUCAAUCCGUGCUAUCAAGAGUUUGCGGAAAGUAUGGAUGGACUCUUGAGACGCAGAUCGACACUGGAGGAAGAAAUCUGAGUCAGGGGCAGCGACAAUUGGUUGGUCUUGCUCGAGCAAUACUGCGGAGAAGCGCAAUCGUCAUCAUGGACGAAGCCACAGCCAGUAUCGACUUGGACACAUCUGCUGAAAUACAGCGUGUAUUGAGGGAGGAGUUGCAGGAAAGUACAAUCAUCACCAUCGCUCAUCGGGCAACAGCAGUGGAAAAUGCCGAUUCUUGCGUUGUGCUUUCAGCUGGUCGUGUCCUUUACCACGGCCCGACUGACGGGGCUGGAGUCUGAAUCAAAAAUUGUUGGCGUCUAAUCGGAAGUUCGGCUUGGACGGGUAGAUGGACAUAGACAAAAUAGAGGAAGGAAUUGCUUUGGAGUUGUCGCACAAUCAGGGCCAGAUAACCUACGGUGAUCUUUUAACACUCCACAGGGAGAUGGUAAGCGUGUAUCACAU
Messenger RNA from Cladophialophora immunda, 4667 nucleotides. RefSeq lists its product as uncharacterized. Gene Ontology annotation, molecular function: ABC-type peptide transporter activity; ATP binding; ATP hydrolysis activity. Gene Ontology annotation, biological process: transmembrane transport. The transcript has a single exon. Lineage: Eukaryota; Fungi; Ascomycota; Eurotiomycetes; Chaetothyriales; Herpotrichiellaceae. The record is from RefSeq and is a predicted model, not a curated record. Gene Ontology annotation, cellular component: membrane; fungal-type vacuole. The coding region runs from base 158 to 4504 and encodes 1448 amino acids.